AUGGAUAACCAAUUCCUGAAGAUCAAUGAUCGCGAACGUGAAAUGAUGCGUCUAAAGAGGCAGACCGAGAUGGAUCAAAUGUCAAACGGCAGCAGUCUUCCAGGAGAUCCUUCUCCACUAAAGAAACUAAGAGUGGAGCCGUCACUAACGGUUCGUGAACUCGGUGAAUAUGCAAUUAAUUCUGGACGCAGUGAAGCACCGUCUUGGAACAUUGGGCAUUGUUCAGGACCACCAGGAUUACCCGGAAUAAAUGGUUGGGAUGGAGCGGACGGCGCGCCGGGGCAAGAUGGGCCUGCAGGAAUCGACGGCACAUUUGAUGUCUAUGAAGAAGGAUGCCUCAUGUGUCCGCCCGGUAAACCUGGACGCUCAGGACACCCCGGAGAUCGAGGACCAACUGGAGAAGUUGGAGCUCGAGGACUUGAUGGUUUGGAUGGAGAAGAAGGUGAUCCUGGUGCAAUUGGCACCGAACAGGGUGAAAUUGGAUCCCCAGGCGAAGCUGGUGAGAGGGGACCACCAGGAAUUCCUUCACCAAAUGUGAUUAGUGGACGAGGAGCGCCAGGUCAAAACUACAAGCAUACUCUACACAUUAAUAGGCCUCCAGGACCACCGGGACCUGUUGGAAGCCGAGGAGAGCAAGGACGACCAGGAAUACCUGUACUGAAUAUUCCUCCUGUUGGGCCUCCAGGACCACCUGGUUCACCGGGGGAUGAUGGCAUCCAAGGAGAAUCCGGAUUAAUGGGUGAAGACGCAAAACACAGUAAUAGAAAAGAGUCUCCCGAUUCCGGAGGAAAGCCUGGUACGGUAGCGCCAGGUAGGACGGGGUUGCAGGAGUCAUGUAGGCUACCAAAACGGAAAAGGACUAGGAUGGCGAUCUGUACUUAUAACGCACGUACGCUUGCAUCGGAAGCGGCCAUCGAAGAUCUGAUGAUGCAAGCCAAGAAGAUCAAGUACGACGUCAUCGGACUGACCGAGACGAGACGACGUCACCCUCUCAACGCCGUAUAUGAAACUGGAGAAGAACUGUUCUUAGGAACAUGCGACAGUAGAGGUGUUGGUGGAGUUGGCGUCCUCGUCAACACGAGUAUGGCAAAGAACAUCGACUCUUUUGAACAACUUACGACCCGAAUCGGACGUCUGCGGAUGAGAAGAUGUGGCCCAAUACCAGCUUUGACUAUCUUCGUCGCUUACGCUCCAACAUCAAGCUACGAAGAAAAAGAAGUCGAAGAGUUCUAUAUGGACCUGGAGAAGUUCUACCGAGAAGAUCAUGCCUUCUACAAGGUCAUAAUUGGCGAUUUCAACGCUAAGGAUGGCCCAAGAAGAACGCCGGAGGAACUUCACAUCGGGACCCACGGCCUACAAUGGAAUGACCAGGGAGAGAGGCUCUCCGAGUUCAUCAUGACGACUAAGGCCAUCCAUGGGAACUCGCAAUUUCAGAAGCCCUCUUCUUUACGCUGGACGUGGGAGUCACCUGGUGGAGGGUAUCGUAAUGAAAUAGACCACAUCAUCGUCAAUAAAAGGUUCUGCCUGACGGACGUCGGUGUUGUACCAAAGUUCUAUACGGGAUCGGACCAUCGCCUCCUCCGAGGAAGAUUUUCCUUCACAAGGAGAGCAGAGAAAGCCGCCAAGUUCAGAGAGAGAAAUCCCAGGACUACCAUCAACUGGGAUCUCUUCGCUACGCUAGCCGGCUUUUGGGAAGAUUCUGCAAUGGACAACAUCGACGAGGAAUAUGACCGGCUUGUCGAACACCUUCACGACUGCGCGAAGAAGGCUGAGAGUUUUAAAACCACCAGGAGGCGCCUGUCUCUUGAAACUCUUGAGCUGAUACGCCAGCGUGGAGCAGCACGAGCCGCAGGGAACCAAGAACUCACGUCCGAGCUCGCAAGGCUUUGCCGAGAGGCGAUAAAGGAAGACCUUAAAGAGAGAAGAGCAGAAGUGCUGGCUGAAGCUGCAGAGGCGGGGAAAAGCAUCCGCUAUGCCCGUCGAAACUUCGCCAGUCGCAAGACGAGGAUGACUGCUCUCCGAAACCCAAAGGGAACAGCCAUUGCAUCGAGAAGGGGGAUGGAGAAAAUCAUCUACGACUUCUACUCUGAUCUCUUCGACAGCCAUGUCCACUUGCCUCCUCACCAUCUGAGGGAAGAUGGACAAGUCAUUCCAGAGGUUCUCCCGUCCGAAAUACGACAUGCUAUCAUGUCGGUAAGAAAUCGUACGGCACCCGGUCCCGACAGAAUAAGACCAGAACACCUGAAGAGCCUUCCGCCAGUACUCAUCAACACCCUGGCGAGGCUCUUUACACGUUAUCUGUCGGAAUGCAAGGUUCCUAAACAGUGGAAGACCAGCAAGACCGUGUUGUUGUAUAAAAAGGGAGAUCCACAUGACAUCGGCAACUAUCGCCCAAUCUGCCUACUGUCCGUCAUCUACAAGCUCUUUACAAGAGUAAUCCUUAAUAGGAUUGGAUGA
Necator americanus (New World hookworm) is the source of this 2457-nucleotide messenger RNA. RefSeq lists its product as uncharacterized. The coding region runs from base 1 to 2457 and encodes 818 amino acids. Gene Ontology annotation, molecular function: catalytic activity. The transcript is spliced from 6 exons. The record is from RefSeq and is a predicted model, not a curated record. NCBI's taxonomy places the organism in Eukaryota, Metazoa, Nematoda, Chromadorea, Rhabditida, Ancylostomatidae.